AUGUUCGUGCUACCGUCGGCUUCCCGGGCGCUUAUCGCCGAGGCGCACGAGCUGCCCUAUCUGCUGUUGCUUCCGUCCAUUAUCGCAGCUUGGCCAGUGAGCACGAUGACCUCGAUUGAGCGACUCAGGAUUGACCCUCCCCUCAUCAAUAGUUCUUGUCCAUGGGCCUCGGAGAAGGACCAAUUACAGGGUCUGUUCGAUUGUCCACAUAUAGGCGCCGUCACUACGCGGACCGCGACGCUGCUAGGCUUCCCGGAGAAUGAUGAGCAUGGCGUAGUGUUCACGCGAGACAGGCUCUCAUCGCAGAACUCGUAUGGAUACUCGCCCCACCCACUUGCGUGGUACGUCGAUGUGGUCAAGUCAAUCCUGGCCGCCGCACCGUCAGGAUCGAAGAAGCCGUUCAUCCUGAGCAUAACAACCUCAUCCCCCGGCACGCUUGAUACCAUGCUCGGCAUGAUCCAAGCUCUCCGCGCCGAUCUGCGCGACUCUGAGGGUAGCAAUUCACUCAUCGCCGUCGAACUCAAUACGAGUUGUCCGAACAUCCGAGGCGCACCACCACCCGCAUAUACGCCGAGCACAUUGAAGCCUCUCCUGCAGGUCUUGGCUCGACACUAUGAGAAAGACCCCACCUUGACGAUCGGCCUGAAGCUCGCGCCGUACACCUAUCAAACCCAGUUCGACGCGCUGGUUGAUCUACUGGAGUCUCUCGUCCAGGCCGGCGCCAACGGUCGAACCAGCCCCAUCGCGUUCCUCACGUCGACCAAUACGCUCGGACAAACGUUGCUCUUCGAUGAUCAGACGACGCGAGAGCUAUCUCCGAGCACGUUUGGCAAGGGGCCGGGAGAAGGCGCCACACAGCUUGCGCUUCCUACACCGCUCGGUGGCCUGGCCGGAGAAAGCAUCCAUGCACUAUCCUUGGGGAAUGUGUACUCGUUUCGAAGAUUGUUGGACGCUCAUCAGGACGCUGCGUUACGGGAUAUUCAGAUCAUCGGUGUGGGAGGGGUUACGUCGCGCGAAGCGCUUGCGCGGAUGCGUGUUGCGGGUGCGAGCGUCGUUGCUUGUGCAACGUUCUUGGGUAGAGAGGGCCUGCGUGCUUUUGAAAUACUAUCUUCGUAG
Molecule: messenger RNA, 1116 nt
Organism: Peniophora sp. CBMAI 1063
Lineage: Eukaryota; Fungi; Basidiomycota; Agaricomycetes; Russulales; Peniophoraceae
Source: the annotation of a GenBank genome assembly